Messenger RNA from Ectocarpus siliculosus, 5778 nucleotides. NCBI's taxonomy places the organism in Eukaryota, Phaeophyceae, Ectocarpales, Ectocarpaceae. The record is from the annotation of a GenBank genome assembly.
AUGCCGGCGAAAAAAGGCAAGACCAAGAGCAAGAAGGCAGGAUCGUCCUCGUCCUCAAAGACAACAGCGGUGGCCGCCGGCUUUGACGUAGUAGAAGGAGGGGGUGGGCAGCAAAACGACAGCAGCGGAGGAGGAGGCGGCAGCAGCGGCAGCGUCUCCAAGAAGUCUAAAGGCGGCGGCGGCGGCGGCGGUGGGUCCAGCGAAGACUUCUUGCGCCGACGGCGGACACCGGGCUACGGCGACAACGAGCCCGGCGGCGUCGGGGGCGGGGGCGACUUUCGGCAUACGAACGGAGGCAGCAGCUCGGGCGAUCGCGAGAGAGACAGGGAUACCGUGGACAGAGAUAGGGACAAGGACGGCGGUAGCAGGGGUCUAGGGGGCGGGGGCACCGGGGGUGAUCAUUGCCACAACGGGGAGUCGCUGUGCAGGAGCCCCUUCAUCAGGAGCUCGGCGGGGAAGCAAUGGUCGUGGCUGGGGUAUUCGGCCAAGCAGUUCCGGUCGUUCGCGCAAGAGUUUCCCCCGAUGUUGGACGUCGGGGCGGAAGAGGUGCGCUUGAAGAUCGAGGACAUAAAGUGCAGCACCUGUCGAGAUCGCCUGCUGAAGGCGCUCGGCCGGGGGCUACGCAGAGGCGGUUUCCCCCUAACCAAGCUCGUCAAGCUGGCCGCGUGCCGCUCCGGCGAAGAAGAGCACGGUGACCAGUCCAAGCGGCCCGAGGAGACAUGCACCCCGACGUCCACGCCCCCGGCGGCGGCCCUUGGUGGGCGGGGAGACGCCGGUGGCGACGGACGGGCACCGGUGGUCCUGUCGAACGGGCGGAGUGGCGUCGUCGAAGAGUCUCAGAAGAGGGUGGAGGCGGCCGCAGGGGGCGGCGGUGGCGGCAACGCUAGCGGGAGCAUCCUACCAAGCGACCGGCUGCGCAUCCGCGCCCCGGUCACCCCGGACCUUCUUCGACAGGUGAUCGGCGUCGUGCAGCAGGCGGCGCUGGUGCCGCCCGCCGCGGACGCUCCCGGCAAGAGGGAGGGCGCAGCGGCGGAUUUGUUGGCAGAGGAGUGGCUGUCUACCUACCCGGCGCCGGACCCCGCCCUGCUAGAAGCGGGCGAGGCGAAGUCGAACGCCGGCGGCGGCCUGCGGGGCACAGGGACGGGCUCCCUGUCGUUUUCGCGCGGGAGCUUCGGCGGCGGCGGCGGCGGCCACGGGCGGUCCGACAGCGCCGAGCGAAACCCGUGGGCCCUGAUGGAGCGGGUGGAUCGAGCCAGGGACAACGCGUUCAAGUGCUGCGGGGUCAUCGAGGCUAGCGCUGGGGGUGCGAGCAGCAGCGGCGGCGGCGGCGGCGGCGGCGGCGGGUUGUUGGAGUCAAGCGGCAGCCUCAACGGGGGGGGAUCGUCUUCGAUGGCCGGGAACAUGGAGUGGAACCCGCAGUUCGCCCCGCGCCUGCAGGAGGCGGAGGCGGCCAUCGUGGAGUGGCUGACGGAGCUCACCAUGGCGCUGCACGGGCUGACGUUCCAGUUCACGCUCGCUUUCAUCGGCGAGGAUGACGGCGAGGACGGGAGCACCGGAAGCAGCGACCUGGCCGAAUCCACUGCCCUGGCGGAGGACCUCUGGACCGCCUACGAGGAUUCGGUGAAGCGGCAGCUGGACCUCACCCUGGAGGCGAGGAGAGAGCAGCUCCGCGAGCAGUCCCAGCCGAUGGGCCUCGCCCUCUGCUUCACGGCGCAAAACCGCGUCCUGGCUUCGGAGCUGCUGGGGCGAAAGCGGACGGAGAUGGCCGCGCUGCACCAGGCCACGAUCGGGGUGAUGGCGGCGCCGAAGCUGAGGCCGCUCCUCCAGCGCGCGGAGCGGGCGCGGCAGAAGUGGUCGAGCUUGCUGCUGCCCGAGGACGUCUACGCGCUGGACGACUUGGUUGAGCGGGUGCUGAGGGCCCGCCUGCAGGUGUUCAAGGUGGAGUCUUUCGCGUACAACGCGUCCAGCGACGUGAUCCAGGCGGAGCAGAUGGCGGACGCCCAGCUCAAGACGGUGGUGCAGGAGUGGGAGGCGAUGCUAGACGGCCUCAAGGCCCGUGUUGAGUGCAGGGUGUCGGAAGAGCUCAACUCCACGGUUUAUCCGCAGUCGCCGGCGUUGACGUCAGCACUGCAGACGUGGCUGUCGACGUUCCAGGCGGACUGGGUUGGCAACGAGACCACCCAGCAGCUGCACGCGCACAUCCGCCAGAGGCAGGUGCACCAGCUGUGCCAGACCUUGGUGGCCAAGAAGCAGCGCCUUAAGGCAACCAAGGACGAGGCGAACGAGUUCGGGAAGCAGCGCCGCAAGAGGGAUGCCCGCGCUGCUUCCGGCAACGGGAUGUUCUCUCCCUCGGCUGAGCAAGCGGAAGACAUGGCGAAGCAGCGAGAGUUCGAGGAGAGGUGCCAGUCCCUCGCCACCGCCAUCUCCCUCACCCAGCAGGAGCAGAUAGAGACGUGCCUCACCUACCGCCUCUUCGCGGUCGGGCAGCUGCACCAACGGUACCGGCGGCUCCGGCUAUUCUUCGCGCAGCUGGGGUCCCGCGUCGGAGCGAGGGAGUCGCAGGCGACCCUCCUCUGCGGAGGGGAGGGGCAGGCGGAGGAGCGGAUCAAGAUGGUCGGGGUGUGCCUGAUGCUGGGCGUGGUGGAGGAGGCGUGCUUGAAGUGGACGGCGGUGCAGAACGAGAGGCAGCUCGUGGAGGGGAUGAACCGCGAGGACGCAAGUCAAGACGCGAAGCGUCGGAAACGCGAGCGGGCCAAGGCGAAGGUCCGCGAGACCAAGACAGCUGCGGCGGCGGCGGCGGUGGCGGCGGCAGCGGCUGUAGCCAAAGCUGCGGAAGCACCCCCUACUGCUGUCGCCUCCGCCUCCUCCUCCAAGGAAGUUGGCGCUGUAGACCCAUCGCCGGCACAGGGGAGCGCUGAGGGCGGGCAGGCUGCCGUUCCCGGUGCCGAGGCCGCCACCACAGCUGCCGCCGCCGCCGCCGCCGAAGACCGUCAACCCCCUGCCCCUGUAGACAAUGAAGACAGCUUUCCACGGGAGCAUCGAAGAGUGCCGUCGGGAAAAGGCUUGGGCAAGGCGCCUGCAGCCGUAAGAAACGGGGAGGAGCGGUCUACUAUGGGGUGGCGCGGGACAGAUAGAGCGGCGCGGCCGGCCGGAGACGAGGACGAGGACGGCUUCGUGACGAUCGCCAAGUCCAAGCCUAGGCGAUCAACCGCCGCCGCCGCCGCCGCCGCUCGCGAGAGCUCGUUCCUUCAGCAGAAUGGCCGGCCGUGGGGGGGCGGGCGCGGGGGGGGUGGAAGAGACGGCGGGGGCAGAGGUCGCGGAGGGGGGGGUGCCGCUGGCGGAGGGUACGGGUACGAGGGGAGAGACCGCGCACCACGAGACGCUAGGCCGUACGAGCAGGAUAGGAAGUCUAGGGCUGCUGGGGCGGCAGUGUCUGGGGGCGCACGGCUUUCGUCGUCGACCUCGGCCGCCGGCGGCUGGGCGCAGCGGCACAGGGGGGUCGUACAAGAGCCGCCUGAGCGUGCGGCCCCCCCACCACCGCCGGCGGGAGCGGGGGCGGCGGGAGGGUUACCGGUGGCGCCGGAGGAAGAGCUUCCGGCGGACUCUGCGGAAGAGGCGACGACGGCGGCGGCUACCGGGGGAGUGGUGAAAAAUGCGGGGCAGUUUGGCGGGGACGAAGUUACAGGCGCCGAGGAGGCGGAGGAAGUCGGGAAAGCGGGCGGCGCAGCGGCGGCCGCAUCGAGCGGCGAGCUUGACCCGGAGCGGGAGGUGGCGGGGGUCGCGCCGGAGGUUGCGAAAGAAGGGGACGGGGCUGAAGGCGGCGCGGACGCUGGGGCGGCGGUGGAAGAGGAAGAAGAGGAAGAGUUCGUGUUCCAGUUUGGCACGGUGAACUUGUCGGACGAUGAUGCCGCUGCUGCUGAAGAGGAUGCAGGCCGAGACGCGGGGAGUGACACCGCCAUCGAGGCAAGACACAGCCCGGAGAACCUCAGGCAAGCGGAGGAGGAGCACCACCACCACCGCCGCCACCACCACCACCACCACAAGCGGCCGGGCACCACAGACAGGGGUCAGCCGGUCUUUCCGCCGGGGCGGCGGGUGAGGUUGCGCCGGCGGAAAACACGGCGCCCUUCGAGAACGAUGAGCAGCAGUCCGCGCCCGCCGAUCACCAAGAGGGAGAGGAAAGCGCGGGGCUGUGAAGUCGCACCGCGAGAGGUUGGGGCGGGCCCACCGUUGUCGCCGUCGCCGCCGCGCACGGCAGGGCAGACGGAACCGCCGCCUGUUCCGCCGGCUGCCGCCGCCGACGGCGCUUUGGGAGAAGCCGCGACGGUGGCGGCGGCGGCGGCGGCGGCGGCGGCGGCCGCGGGAGUGGAGACGAAGACGGAGGCAGCGCCGCAGGCGGCGUCCGAACAACCGGUCGCGGAGGAGACGGCCGCUGUUGCGGAGACUGCUCCUCCUGGCGCAGAUUUGAAGGCUGGGGUGCCCGACGGGGGGAAAGGGAGCAGGGGGAAGGGGAGCAAGGGGAACGCGGGGUCGGGGACAGCGUCGCCGGGGGAGGCGGCGAAGAAGGACGUCCCUUCGCCCUCCGCGCCGAUGCCCAGGGGGCUCGUUAACGCGACCGGGCAGAAUAACUGCUUCUUGAACGUCGUCGUCCAGUCUCUGUGGCACCUCGAAGCGUUCCGGGCGCAGUUCGGGGGGAGCGGGGACAGCAAUAGUGGCACCACCAACGCGGCGGCGGUCAGCGGCGCUUGGGGAAAGAAGCCGCAGGUCUGGAGGGGCGACGGCCCAGUCGCAACGGUAGUAGCGCCGCCCGCACCACCGGCAACGGCGGCUGCGGAGAAGGAGCCGAGCCAUCGCGUGGAGGCGUCUCUCCGAGCGUUGUUCCGAGAGCUCUCCGAGGUCGACGGCGGCGGCGGCGGCAACGGGGUUGGGGGGGGGGGUAGCAAUAGCAACGGGGGCGGCGGCGGCGGCGGCACGGGAACGACCAGCGCGUCCGUAGAGGCGCUUCGCACGGCGCUGGCGGAGCUGUCGGGGGCGCGGUUCGGCGCCGGCAAGAUGGACGACGCGGCGGAAGCGAUGGAGACCAUCCUGGGGUGCCUCGUGAAGGGAUCGAGCCCCGCGGUCAUCCGGCAGGUGUUCAGCAUGCGCAUCAGGGAAGCGCUCGUCUGCCCGAGGUGCGGGACGUCCUCUCCGGAGAAGCCCGCGACCUACGAGGCGAACGUUUUCUACGCGCACGUGUCGGCGCUGCGGGAGGCGAGGGAAAAGACUCCCGGUUGUCCUUUCGACGUGGCGCUCAGGGAGGCAAGCCACGGCGAUCUGGUGACGUGCCGCAACGCCGGGUGCUCCCUGUCGAGACGGAAAGAGCGCCUGCCCAGCCAGCGCUUCAUCACCGGGGUGCCCCCGUCUGUGUUCUCGCUGGGGCUGGUGUGGAACAACUGGGGUCCCGGCCUCGUGGCCGACCUCCUGGGGUUGCUCAGCCCUGUGGUGGACCUGGACGUGGUGUUUUCGAGGGGACGGGAGCACGGCGUCGCCGGGGCGGGGGAGGUCUCUGCGGGGAAGGCGCAGCUGAGAGGGUUCUUCUGUUUCCAAGUACAGAAGCACCACUACGUGGCCUUCGUGUACAACAGGGACAGGCAGGAGUGGCUGCUGCUGGAUGACGACCAGGCGGUGCCGAUUGGCCCGGACUUUGCGGGGGUCCUUGGUCGGUGCGAGGAGGACAAGCUACACCCCUCCCUCUUCUUUUUCGAGCGGAAACAAGACGCUACGGCCUACGGUAGCUAG